Prunus mume (Japanese apricot) is the source of this 1817-nucleotide messenger RNA. Its product is annotated as PQ-loop repeat family protein / transmembrane family protein. The record is from RefSeq and is a predicted model, not a curated record. NCBI's taxonomy places the organism in Eukaryota, Viridiplantae, Streptophyta, Magnoliopsida, Rosales, Rosaceae. Gene Ontology annotation, cellular component: membrane.
UUGUCUUCUAAUAUUUCUCUCACUCAAAACACACAACUCAACACAAACCCACAGAGAGAGUGUGAGUGAGGGGGACAUUGAAGGAAGGCUGUGUUUUUGUAGAGAAGAGAAGAGGAGAAUAGAGAGAGAGAAGCAUGCAAUACAAUACAGUGAUGGGAGGAAUGGCAGUGGGGCCCACGAGAGAUGAGCAUUGUUGGGAAUGGGGGAGGAAGUACAUGGAGUAUGAACUUUGCAGCGUCAAAGACGGCGUUUCGCUGACACUAGGUUUAAUCAGUGUGGUGAGUUGGGGUGUUGCUGAGAUACCUCAAGUCAUCACAAACUACAAAAACAAAUCCACGGACGGUCUGUCUCUUGCUUUCUUGAUGACUUGGAUACUCGGGGACCUUUUUAAUCUUUUCGGCUGCAUGUUGGAACCUGCUACGCUUCCCACACAAUACUAUAUGGCAAUGUUGUAUACAAUUACCACAGCUGUUCUUGCGGUGCAGACCAUAUACUAUGGCUGCAUAUAUCCUCGACUUAAACACAAUUUGAGACAGAAAAAGGGUUCCAAGUCUAAUCUGACUGAGGUUAGAAGAAGCAAUACUGACUUCGUUGGGAAACAGGUCAAUCAUGAUGGCAGGAGUAUUGGGUUUGACACCCCCAGUGCAGGAAAUGUUUUGAGUUCACCCAUUCCUCUUCCUGGAAUUUGUCCAAGUAUUUCCCCCGGAAGAGAAUCAUACUACAUAUCAGCAAGAUCUCUAUCAAGGAGUCAUACCCCUACAGAAAGGUCUUAUUUGGCACAAACAACAGCUCCUACAUUUAAUCAUAUUCGGAAUUCCAAUGAAGAGCCCUUGCUUGGUGCACUUGCAUCUACACAUUCUGCACCAUCUAAUAAUAUCAAGACCGUCCUCUCUGUGGUCUCUCUGAUGACCCUCUUUGGCACUUUUAAUCACCGAUCAGUAGAUAACAAACUUGAUUUAAUUGUUGAAAAUCCAAGUCGAGGAGUAGUGAUGCGAGUAGGAAGAAGGCUGUUGCAGGUAAGUAGUGAGCUGUUGCAAGCAAAGGGUACUAAAGAUAGCAGCAGGAUAGGAAAUUUGCUUGGUUGGGGAAUGGCAGCUAUUUACAUUGGUGGACGGCUUCCUCAAAUUUUCUUAAAUAUCCGAAAGGGCAAUGUUGAGGGGCUUAAUCCUUUAAUGUUCGUCUUUGCUGUUCUUGGAAAUGCGACUUAUGUAACAAGCAUUAUUGUGAACAGCUUGGACUGGUCGGAGAUCAGACCAAAUCUUCCGUGGCUGGUGGAUUCUGGAGGAUGCAUGCUUCUGGAUAUUUUUAUACUAAUUCAAUUCUUCCGAUAUUGGAGACACCAAGACCCAGAGGGUAAGGAUGUACACUCCAAUGCAGCCUAGUUAAUGAAGGGAUGACAUAAACUUUUCAAGAUGCUUUUAUGGAGCCAUGGAUGUUCGUAAAUCUUUGAAGCUGCCUUUUUGGGGUCUCAUCCGAAGUGACGCAGUCGCAUUCACGUGAGCCGGAAAACUGAAAUAAGUUCAUAUUUGUGCAGUCAAUUGAGUAAUCAGCAGGCUCCGCAGCCAAUGGGUCAUUUUAGUGCUUUGAUUUUGUACCCUACAUUACCAGAUCGGCAGUCUCUGCACAUGAAUUCUGUCCAAGCUAUGUAGCUGUUGACAUUAUUUGUCUAUUUUUUCCUUAAGUGAAGCAGGUGCUUUUCUCAAAAGUGUACCCUCUCUUUUACCUUGUGAUGAAAUCUCUCAGGAGCUGCCCACUGGUUGGAAUGAUAUUAACUCUUAUUAUUCAUUUCUAUGUUACGUCAAAAUGAUUUUUGUAGC